CUGGCACCUGGGCCCCUUGGUCGCUGCCGAGCUGCGGAAACAGCUGGAACCUCGGGCGGGAAAUGACCUUUGGCUCUAAAAAGAAGACUUCAUUUUUCAUGAGGCAUGGCAGCAGUGAAAACCCCCAGCAGAGAAAUAAAGAAUGCUGAAGAACCAUAUGAAAACAUAUCACCAGUCCUUUUGAAAAGUUUAGUGGAGGAACCCAAGAAAAGGACAGAGGUACCUAAUCACCUGCUGGAAUCAAAGAUUUAUUCAAAACUUCAGUAUAAUGAGGUCAUACAGGCAAAACCCGGCAUAUUGCAUUUUGGAGGCUAUCAAGUAGAUGAACAACACCAGCAGAUUCUGAGCCUGGUCAAUAUUUCCAACGAUGCCACCCACAUACAUAUCUUACCCCCGCAGACCAAGUACUUCCAGAUCAAGUACGUGAAAAAGGAGAACCGCCUGGUCCCUGGCUUGUCCCUUAGCAUCACCGUCACAUUUUCUCCGGAUGAGUGGAGGUACUAUUAUGAUUGCAUCCGCGUUCACUGCAAGGGGGAUGACACUUUGCUCAUUCCUAUCCAUGCCUAUCCCAUCAUGAACACAUUGGAUUUCCCCUCAUUUAUAAAUCUAUCAAACGUUCUGCUUGGUGAAAGCAAAAAGUAUGUUAUUCCUUUGCAAUGCAGCUGCCCUGUAGAUUUUGAGUUUCAUAUUACUCUGAUGAAAGCUCAUCAAGCCUUUACUGUUGAGCCCAUAUCAGGAAUCAUUCCAGCUAACGGGAAGAUCAAGGUGACUGUUACAUUUAAACCCUUUCAGUACGGAACGGCACAGAUGAAAAUGCAGCUCUGGAUUUCGCAGUUCAACUCUCAACCAUACGAAUGUGUCUUCACUGGAACCUGCUAUCCCAACAUGGCGCUACCGCCAGAAGAAUUUGAAAGAUUAAAUGCUCUUUCUAGGAAAAUUGAUAUUCCUCCAGAAAAGACAAUGCCACGUGUACAUUUUCCCCAACCUCUACCUGCAAUAAAGCCUGCCAAGCUUAAGGAAAUUGAGUAUAAGGACUUGAGAUUUCCUGUAGAUUUAUCAAAUCCAUUUGCUGUGGCAACCGUUUUGAACCAAGAGCCAGGAAAACUGAAGGUUAAAGUCUUAAGAGAAGUGAUGGACCUAGGUGAUGAUAUUUCAAAGACAAGACAGAUGAAGGAAGCACUCUUUGAGCAGAAGGUCAGACAGUACAUUAAAGAGCAGCAGGAAAAUCAAGUCAAGUGGCAAGUGCACAUUGGUAGAGACUUUAUGUCUCUGAAAUCACGUAAGGAACUUACUGAUGAAUGGCAGAAAGCAAGCCACAAAUACAAGCUGGAUCGAGGAGAUCCUGUUUGGAAGGAGGAGUUUCAGCGCACCAAGACAGAGAUUAACAAGCAUCGGGUGGUUCAUGAUAUCGGACAGAAAACGCAAGAAUUUCAUCCCAGUUUUGAUCCUCUCCUUAAUAAUACUUGGGUCACCCGAUUCAGGGCACAAAGACGUUUUCAACAAGCAGCACGCAAGGUCAUGGUUCAUCGACGGUUACUCAAAACACUGAAAGCUGUGCGCGAGAUAGAUAGGGAGGAAGUGAAGAGAAAGUUGAGCCAUGGAAAAAGAUCGAUGGAGCAAGAGAUGGAUUUGUCCAAAAUUCUUCAUAUGUGGAUGAGUAAUGAUGAUCAUCCUCGUCGUUCUUCUCUUUCUUCCAACAACAUCCUACCUUUCUCCUUCCCAACUUAUAGUCCUCCUCAGGACUCCAAAGAAUUGGCUCCUGAUGGCCUUGGACCAGUCCCGAUUAAAGCUUCAGAAGUUCAAAUCAAGCAAAAUUAUUCCUUCUUCAAGCUUCAGGUUCCUCAACUGUACAAACUCAAGGGCUACCAGCCAUUCUACAUAGAAGGGUCUUCCAUCAGUUACACACCUCAGAAGCUUGCUCGAGCCCUGAAGCAGGGAGCUGAGGAUGAAGCCGCCACUGUCAUUACUCUGCCAAAGCAGGACAGCACCCCCCAGCUCCCCAGCAGACUUUCCAUCCUAAAUAUGAAGCCGCCGGAGACCUUAGCCAAUUCUCUGGACUACGACCCACUUUAUAUUUUUAAUCCCGCUCCCGGAGUAUUUGCUGCAAAGAUCCCACUGACCUAUGUAGAAACCUCCAUAGAUUAUCAUCUGUGUCCUCACCCCAAGUACAAGUUCACCAAAGAGUGCCACCCCAACUCCAGCAUUCCGUUCACACAGAAGCAGUUUCUCCAUCACACGGACAUCAUUCCUGGAGUGAUGAACUGGAAAAAGUUCCAGCCCUUGGUUCUCUCCCCCUUUUUUGACAACUGGAAGGUGGAGACAACGCACAGCUGUGAUUCCUUCAGUUUAGCUAUGCUUCCUGAAGACGUCCCUGCCAUUCUGAACUCCUUGCCAGAAGAAGACAGACUGGAAACCUUAGAACGAGACCUCUGUGAACAGAAUAUGGAAGUUACAUUAACACCAGGAAUGAUAGAAUUGGAAUUUCUUAUGCUGGAUGACAAGGACUCCAAAAAGGAGAAGGAGGUGAAAGACCAGGCGCCGCCCCUCGAAGUGGGAGAAAAGGUGCAAGAAGAGAUGAAGAAUCUGCGGAGCAAAGCCAUCAACUCACACUUGGUUCUAGAAUAG
Sorex fumeus (smoky shrew) is the source of this 2625-nucleotide messenger RNA. It is a transcript of the gene CFAP221, whose product is annotated as cilia and flagella associated protein 221. The transcript is spliced from 24 exons. Gene Ontology annotation, biological process: cilium assembly; cilium movement. NCBI's taxonomy places the organism in Eukaryota, Metazoa, Chordata, Mammalia, Eulipotyphla, Soricidae. Bases 106 to 2625 code for a protein of 839 amino acids. Gene Ontology annotation, cellular component: cilium. The record is from RefSeq and is a predicted model, not a curated record.